Messenger RNA from Endocarpon pusillum Z07020, 3063 nucleotides. RefSeq lists its product as uncharacterized. NCBI's taxonomy places the organism in Eukaryota, Fungi, Ascomycota, Eurotiomycetes, Verrucariales, Verrucariaceae. Gene Ontology annotation, cellular component: nucleus. Gene Ontology annotation, molecular function: ATP binding; mismatched DNA binding; ATP-dependent DNA damage sensor activity. Gene Ontology annotation, biological process: chiasma assembly; mismatch repair. Bases 1 to 3063 code for a protein of 1020 amino acids. The record is from RefSeq and is a predicted model, not a curated record. The transcript has 5 exons.
AUGGCGCCACGCUUCAAGCGUAAGCGGCGGGCCUCUCUCACUUCUUCCAGUGCACGCACUUCCCAGAGCUGGAGCUCCCAGAGCAGCAGGUUCAAGCGACCAUCAUUACCAUCGCAAUCCUCUUCUAGAAGAAGGUCCAUUGAUCCCCCUUACAAUCAAGCAUCUAGUCACCAUCAUAUCCCUCAUGACCGUGAUGCAUCUCAACCGCAAACCUAUCAUGCGGCGGACAAUGAGGAAGUCGAUGAGGAUCUGGAGCAAGUUGUUAUGGCAAUCGAUCGACAGCAGAAAGGGACCAUUGGCUGUGCAUACUAUGUCGCGCGCAAUGAAACGUUAUAUUGCCUUCAGGACGUGAUUGACGGGAUGAAAAUAGACAUUCGGCCAACCAUUGUCCUACUUUCUCCCAGAGUAGGCCCAGAAGACAAUGACUCAGAAGCUACUCGACGACUAGGUCGUGGUUCACUCGUUGGUGAUGUUGGAUCGGAGCCUCCCCUUCCGUACCAAGUUGACAUACGGCCUUCGCAAGAAUUCGCCUACGAAGGAACAAAGACUAAGCUCAUCAACCUUGAAUCGGCGAUUGCAAGAAAUGAUGGGACCAUCUUCCUGGUCCCAGGAGAUGCCUCGACCUAUGAUGAUGAGCAAGACCACGAGAACUUUGGCUCCACUAACCGUCAAGGUAAAUUGUUGCGUCUGUCAAGCUGGAUUGACUUCGAGAGCCGAGUUAGUGCUGGAUGUGUAGGGGCAAUCUUGACUCAUUUGCAAAGAAGAAGAGCUGCGGACUAUCUACCAGACGAUCCUGAUGCUCAAUGGGCCUUUCGAGUGAGAAGCUUAGAGAUGUUCACUCUGCAAAAUACUAUGUUCAUCAGUCCUGAUACCCUACUUUCACUACAGAUCAUCCAGCCAGAAUCUCAUCCUAACGCAUUCAACCAGGGUCCUGGCUCAACGGGCUCCAAAGAGUCACUUUCUAUUUACGGACUGUUCCACCACUAUGCUCGUACACCACAAGGCAAAGGUAGACUACGGCAGACCUUCCUCCGGCCCAGUCUAGAUCUAGAAGAGACAAACCAUCGACUCGAUUUCAUUGGUGUCUUCGUCAGGCCAGAAAACCAGAUUCCACUACAGAAGCUGUCUAGGAGUAUGAGCAUGAUCAAGAACAUUCGCACUGUCAUGAUACAUCUCCAUAAAGGUGUCAAUGGGGGCAACCAGAAAUCUGGGGGAUUUAAGUCUGGUGUCUGGGCAACGCUUCUUGAGUUUGCUCACCACACAAUCGACAUCCGAGACACUUUGCGCGAGGUGCUUGGUGGUGAAAGCUUGCCCCUGCUGGCAAAGUCUAUGCAGGUGCUGGAUACCCGAUUGCUUCAGAGUGUGGGUAGGAAUAUCAAUGACAUUUUCGAUCGUGAAUCUUCGAUUGAGCAGAACCGUACCGUCGUCAAACGUGGAGUUAACGAUCAGUUGGAUGACCUCAAGAAUAUCUAUGAUGGCAUGGAUGAUCUUCUUUCUCGGACGGCACUUGAAAUUGCUCGAGAGCUGCCCGAUCACAUUGCGAUGAAGCUCAACGUGAUCUAUUUCCCUCAAUUGGGCUAUCACAUUACGAUACCACUCGAUCCACACACCAGGCAACCACUAUACGAAGGUGAUCCAGACGAUCCAGCGAGUGGAAGUCGGUGGGAACGUAUGUUCACCACCGAGAACCAAGUCUAUCUCAAAGACGAUCGAAUGCGGGCUAUGGAUGAAAGGCUGGGAGAUCUGUGGAAUAUGAUCUGUGACCUCGAAAUCGAAAUCUCUUACGACCUCGCCCAACGAGUCCUUCAACACGAAGAAAUUCUCAUCUCGGUCUCCGACAUCUGCGGAGAGUUAGAUUGCAUGCUUGCCUUCGCCCAAGCCGCACGUCAAUACAACCUCGUUCGACCCCGGAUGACCGAAAAGAAUAUAAUUGACAUCAAGAAUUGCCGGCAUCUGCUCCAAGAGAUGACAGUCCCCUCCUACGUCACCAACGACGCCUUCCUAAUCGGUGGUACUGACCCUGACGACCAAUCCUACAGGCAUACCUCGGAACGCCCAACCAGGCAACCUUCCUCCCAUCCCCACGAAGACGAAGAUGAAGAUCCGCCACCACCGCGCAUACUCCUGCUAACCGGCCCCAACUACUCCGGAAAAUCCAUUUACCUCAAAUCCAUCGCCCUAACCAUCUACCUCGCCCACCUCGGCUCCUUCGUGCCCUGCACCUCCGCCCUCGUCGGCCUCACCGACUCCAUCCUCACUCGCAUCCGCACCUGCGAGACGGUAUCCCGUCCCCACUCGGCAUUCAUGAUCGAUCUGCAGCAGAUCGCUGGGAUCCUCAAAAUGGCAACGAACAGGUCGUUGGUGGUUAUGGAUGAGUUUGGCAAGGGAACAGACAGUUGUGAUGGGGCAGGGUUGGUUGCUGGCGUGUUGCAACAUUUGCUGGGCGAGAUUGGUGAAGAAGGAGAAAGCGUGCGGCCGAAGGUGCUGGCCGCGACGCACUUCCAUGAUAUAUUUGAGAUGGGAUUCCUCCCGCCCCAGAACGGAUUACAAUUCGCGCACAUGGAGGUGCGUGUUGAUCGGAAACACCAUCACGAUGAUGACCAGCACGCGGAAGCCGGUCAGUCCGCCACGCAGGUUACCUAUCUGUAUAAUCUACGUCCAGGUCGGAGCACGGAGUCGUUUGGCACACAAUGCGCGGCUAUGAAUGGGGUCCCUGCGCCGAUUGUGCAGAGGGCCAGUCAGUUGAGUAAAUUGGCGGCGAAGGGAGAGGAUUUGGUGAGUGUCUGUGCGGUUGGCGGGAAGGAGGAAGAGGAGGAUUUGGAGAGGGCGGAGGUGGUGGCGAGGGCCUUUUUGCAUUGGGAUCUUGAUGAUGACGGCGGGAAUCAUUGUGGUGUUGUAGGGAAUGGGGAUCCAAGGAGGGUGCUGGAGGAGUUAGUUGGGGAGGUAGCUGGGGAGAUUGACAUUGGUGUUCGGACAGGAUCUGGAAGUGCAGCGGCUAAUGGGAUGGAGAUGGAAACUGGAUCGGGAGUUGAGAUCGGUAGGGAGAAUGCAUCGGAGGUUUGA